Messenger RNA from Phalacrocorax carbo (great cormorant), 1063 nucleotides. NCBI's taxonomy places the organism in Eukaryota, Metazoa, Chordata, Aves, Suliformes, Phalacrocoracidae. The record is from RefSeq and is a predicted model, not a curated record.
AUGGCGAUCUUCAGCGUCUAUGUGGUGAACAAGGCGGGCGGCCUCAUCUACCAGCUGGACCACUACGCCCCCCGCGCCGACACCGAGAAGACGUUCAGCUUCCCGCUCGACCUCGUCCUGCGGCCGCACGAUGAGCGCGUCGUGGUGGCCUUCGGACAGCGCGACGGCAUCCGCGUGGGCCACGCCGUGCUGGCCAUUAACGGCGCCGAGGUGAACGGGCGCUUGACGGCGGACGGGAAGGACGUGCUGGAGUUCCUGGGCAACCCCGCCAACUACCCGGUGUCCAUCCGCUUCGGCCGCCACCGCCUCUCCUCCAACGAGAAGCUGAUGCUGGCCUCCAUGUUCCACUCGCUCUUCGCCAUCGGGUCGCAGCUGUCGCCCGAGGUCGGGAGCUCCGGGAUCGAGAUGCUGGAGACAGACACCUUCAAGCUGCACUGCUUCCAGACGCUGACAGGGAUCAAAUUCGUGGUUCUUGCUGACCCGCGGCAGGCAGGAAUAGACGCCCUUCUCCGCAAGAUCUACGAGAUCUACUCUGACUUUGCUCUGAAGAAUCCUUUCUACUCCCUGGAGAUGCCCAUCAGGUGCGAGUUGUUUGAUCAGAACUUGAAACUUGCUCUGGAGGUGGCAGAGAAAGCUGGACCCUUCGGACCUGGGUCGUAGAGGAGAAAGCCUCGCCCGUUCCCCGGACUCCUUUCUGUGAAGAGCGGGGCCUCGCUCUUCCCCGGCCGGCCUCUCCCAGAGCGCUCUCCUCCACAGCAGAGGCCGCAUAUCCCUGAAACACGCUUCCUUAUCUCCCCAGACACCAUUUUAUCCCCUCUGUUGUGAAACUUACCUUAACCAGGCUUGUUACUACUGUUUACACGGGGUGGUGGAGGCUUAUUCUGCUGCUGCGGCUCCACCGCCCCUGAGCAAAGACAGAGAAGGUGCGGGUCCGUGGCCCUACCGCAGCCGAUUGUCGUCUUUUGUUUCGUAAUUGUACAUAUGUAUUUUUCCUGUAUAGGUCUAACUUGGGGUUUUGCAGAGGGUUUCUGCGUAGAAGUAAUAAAUGUUCCGUGAAGAGGUG